GCAGUGAAGCACCACUGCUGAUCCCUCUCCUGCGCGCGCAACCCCUAUCACAGCGCCAAUACCUUUUAUUUCACUCCCCUCGACGCGCAGAAUCGCAUCGCCAAUUCGCACCGCUUACUACUAGGUCGCUCCGUCACACCGCCAAAAUGCAUCGAACAUACUCUAUGCGCCAGACCCGCGCGCCAACGGCCUCGCAGCUUCAGAGUCCGCCGCCUCCGCCGUCGUCUACCAAGUCGGGUCGCUUCUUUGGAAGGGGAAGCUUGGGUCAUGCUCUCCGCCGCAAUGCCGGUGGCGCCUUUGGGCCAGAUCUGGCCAAGAAGCUAUCCCAGCUCGUCAAGAUGGAGAAGAACGUUAUGCGGAGCAUGGAGCUUGUGGCCAAGGAGCGCAUGGAGGUGGCUCAACAAUUGUCCCUCUGGGGUGAAAACACCGACGAGGAUGUCUCUGACGUCACCGACAAGAUUGGCGUUCUCAUCUACGAAAUCGGCGAGCUAGAAGACCAGUACGUCGACCGGUACGACCAAUAUCGCAUCACGAUGAAGAGCAUCCGCAAUAUCGAGGCAUCGGUUCAGCCUAGCCGAGACCGCAAACAGAAAAUCACCGAUCAAAUCGCCCAGCUCAAGUACAAGGAGCCCAACUCCCCCAAGAUUGUGGUGCUGGAACAGGAGCUGGUCCGCGCCGAGGCCGAAUCGCUCGUGGCAGAGGCUCAGCUGUCCAAUAUCACCCGCGAAAAGGUCAAGGCUGCGUAUACUUACCAGUUUGAUGCCCUGCGCGAACACUGCGAGAAAGUCGCCAUUAUCGCUGGCUAUGGCAAGCACCUGCUUGACCUGAUCGACGACACCCCCGUCACUCCCGGCGAGACGCGAGCGGCAUAUGAUGGCUACGAAGCCAGCAAGGCCAUCAUCCAGGACUGCGAAGACGCCCUCACAAACUGGGUCACUCAAAAUGCUGCCGUAAGCUCCAAGCUUUCCACUCGGUCGCGGAAUCUCUCCCAGCGACGGCGCAACACCAUCAGGGCUAGGGAAGAGGGCCACGAUCUAUCCCACCAAGAUGUCCCGUUGAACGACCAUGGCUCGUGGACACAACAAGGCGCCACAAUCGACAGCGAUGGUGAAGAGGCGGAAGAGGAGGAGGAGCGCCCUCACUCCGCCAUGGGUAGCGACGGUGGCAUGAACGGCGAGGCACGAGGUCGGACUCAGGAGAUCCUCGCCGCCUAAGGUGCGAACAUGAAGGUUGCAUGAGCACAGAGAAAAAGAAAGAUGGGAGGGGGGACAAAAUACGUUUGAGUAAAUAAAACCCCAGUCUUGGAAGCCGAGGACUAAUGCCGAUAAUGCUGCUUUGGGUGCCGCCGAGCUGGCGGGGGAGUUUUGGACAAGGCUGGAACAAAC
This is a messenger RNA of Trichoderma reesei QM6a, 1385 nucleotides long. RefSeq lists its product as uncharacterized. The transcript has 5 exons. The record is from RefSeq and is a predicted model, not a curated record. Gene Ontology annotation, molecular function: lipid binding. Bases 147 to 1214 code for a protein of 355 amino acids. Gene Ontology annotation, cellular component: eisosome filament; plasma membrane. Lineage: Eukaryota; Fungi; Ascomycota; Sordariomycetes; Hypocreales; Hypocreaceae. Gene Ontology annotation, biological process: endocytosis; negative regulation of protein kinase activity; eisosome assembly.